Aegilops tauschii subsp. strangulata is the source of this 1121-nucleotide messenger RNA. RefSeq lists its product as uncharacterized. NCBI's taxonomy places the organism in Eukaryota, Viridiplantae, Streptophyta, Magnoliopsida, Poales, Poaceae. The record is from RefSeq and is a predicted model, not a curated record.
GUCCACCUCCGGCCAGCCGCCGCUGCCGCUGCUACGCCAUUUUUGGAUACCCCGUCCUCAACCCCCGUCCGCCAGCAGCCGCAGACCUCGCAAUCUCAUCUCGCCGUCGCCUGGAUUGCCAGUUGCAGCGCCCGUUUGGCAGGAGCCUAGAAACACCUAUCUGGGCCCGAAGGAUCCCUCUGAAUCCACGACAGCGACAUGAAUUUUGUGUAAUUUUCCUCCAAUUGGGAAAGGGGCGUGCACGUUCCUCUGUUUUCUUUCGUUUUCAGCCGUUCCUGCGCGUCUGUUCUUGUCCCAUUCAAUCGGCGUCGGCAUGGCCACCGGAGGAGACGCCGGAGGUGGUGGUGGUGGUGGUGGGGAGAAGGGAAGGAGGAAGAAGGUGGAGCUGCUGCAGGAGGCCAUUCAUGGGCUCCUGGAGGAGAAAAGGGGCAAGCAGCGACAGCAAGGGGAAGGGGAUGAUGGCGCCAUGGAUCGUGAGGAGGAUCUCUUCCUCUCCUCGUUGCUCUCCAAGUUGGAGACGCUGGAAAACGAUGAUGAUCCGGACGGUGCCGAACUGAGCUCCAUCAAUCCUCACCCGGAGAGCGGCGAGGAGGCGGGGCCAGGCGACGUGGCGAAAGACCUGAGCAAGAUCAAGAGGCAGAACAUGAUCACCCACAUCCUGCUCGGCACGGUGAUGGUGAUGAUCGCCGCGUGGCAGUUCAACGAGGUGUCGUUCCUCCUCGCGGUGCAGAAGAAGCUGACCAACCCUUUCAAGUCCGUCGGGGACAUGGUCAAGAGUACCCUCAAGAUAGGGAAGAAGCCGGUGGUCGAGGCGAUCGAGGCGUCGCCUCUGCCCCCUGUCGGCGUCCCGGACGUUGGUCGGGCUGAUCUGCCGAUGCUAGCCAUCGGCGACGGUGAUAGCUAGAUCCGCAGGAUGAAGAGGGAUGACUCGUGCGGCAGAAAUGCCAUGUGUUCUCCCCUCCAGAUUAUGUAAUGUUGUCCAUCUUGUCUACAGAUGAGAUUUGUAUGGCCAUGUGCAUGUGUUCUGGGCUGAUGCCGCAAGUAGGAGAAACUGAAUUUAAUUCAGCAUAUUUUGAUCUCUGCACCAUUUAUUACUGGAGUAAUCAUUAUCACCUGAAAAA